AUGGGCGAAACGCGCCUCGAUAAUGAGAUGGAGAUCGACGGCGAGGAUGGAGACGACAGCUACGCGAACGCGUAUCUUGACGACGAUGAUGUGCAGGAGAGCGACGACGCAGAACUGGCCGAGAUGCUGGCCAAAGUGCAGUCCAUUCAGCAGGUGGAGGGGCGGCUUCAACUUGCAGAACCAGCGGCAGCCACAGUCACCACCGAUGUGAAAGGUGGCCAAGGCGAUGAAGCUAAGGCGUCAGCGCGCAUGUCACCUAGGGUGACUACAGUCGUGGACGCUAGGAAGUCGCAGUCCCUUGUGAAAUCCCCAUCGGCAGCUAGCUCAACGUCCUGUGUUGGUGUUUACAAAAGUCAAGAUGGUAUUACGACCAUCCCACGCAGCGCGCUCAACGCCAGGAAUGCUGGGGCUGGGGCCUUGCUGGGGAUCAAAAAGGCCGCCGUAUACGAGGAAAAGCUGUUGCAGGCUGUGAAGACGACGAAUACGAUCGAGAGGCUCAGGCAGAAGGCUGUGGCUGCUGCUCCGGGUGAGGCGGAAUGA
Molecule: messenger RNA, 540 nt
Organism: Phytophthora sojae
Lineage: Eukaryota; Oomycota; Peronosporomycetes; Peronosporales; Peronosporaceae
Exons: 1
Coding region: 1-540 (179 amino acids)
Source: RefSeq, a predicted model, not a curated record